Molecule: messenger RNA, 2243 nt
Organism: Lineus longissimus
Lineage: Eukaryota; Metazoa; Nemertea; Pilidiophora; Heteronemertea; Lineidae
Product: protein tilB homolog
Exons: 8
Coding region: 90-866 (258 amino acids)
Molecular function (GO): protein binding
Source: RefSeq, a predicted model, not a curated record
CAAAUAUUGUGCACAUUGGCUUGAGGAAAAGAACUUGAUUUUGACGUCAUUUUGCCCAAUAAGAUCUUAUUCCGAAGUCGAGCUACACCAUGUCAGACUUUUCGGGACCAAAUGUCUCUCUAGCUAUUAGAACAGAAUAUGAAGAAAAGCAGAUUCUGCAGAAAAAUGGUGUAGAAAUUCUUCCAAAGCUUCCAUCCCAUCGCUACAAACACACUGUCUGGCAUGAAUUGAGUCAUACUGAGAUCCAUGGCCCUGUGUUGUGGGCGCCAAGGAUUAGAGAUGGUCCGCAAAUUAAAGAGGAGACAUUCCACACUGUGACUGAUGAUGCAGAGAAUCCCAUCCAUCAUGGAAAGAUGGGGAAAGAGAGGAAGAAUUAUAGAAAUCAGAUGGAAGAUUGGGAGUCAGCUGAGUUUUGCAAUUUGUCAUACCAAGACCUUGGUGAUAAGUAUCAACAGGACAACUUCAAACGAGUCCUGAAGCGAUUGGUAAACGCCAGGGAGAUCAACUUGGUAGAAGACACAUUGGUUAAUCUGUCAAGUAUAAAGUUCCCGGCGUGCACCCACUUGAACCUAACAAAGAACUACCUGAACAGCCUGAAUUGUCUUCCGGAACUUCCGCAUAUCCUUUGGCUGAAUCUGUCCUACAAUAACAUCCAUGAUUUGGACGGUCUGAAGAGCUUGAAGAAAACACCAUUAAAGAGUCUAGUGUUGAAAGGAAACCCUGUAGAAUUCAAGGAAAAUUACAGACCGAGGGUAUUCGGCAUCUUACCUCAGCUGAAACUUCUGGAUAAUAUUCCACGGUUGCCGUCGGAGAUGGAUGAGAUCACAGAGGAGGAGGAAAAUGCUAAACGAUGUACGAUAUCAUAAGACGUUUGGUAUAUGUGACUAUGUCGACACCACUUGUACUGGUCGGGACUGUCCUUAGUCCUGUAUGUGACUAUGUCUACACCGUCACCUGCAGGUUGGGACUAUGUCGACAGCACUUGUACUGGUCGGGACUGUCCUUAGUCUUGUAUGUGACUAUGUCUACACCGUCGCCUGCACGACUUGUACUGGUCGGGACUGUCCUUAGUCUUGUAUGUGACUAUGUCUACACCGUCACCUGCAGGUUGGGACUAUGUCGACAGCACUUGUACUGGUCGGGACUGUCCUUAGUCUUGUAUGUGACUAUGUCUACACCGUCACCUGCAGGUUGGGACUAUGUCGACAGCACUUGUACUGGUCGGGACUGUCCUUAGUCUUGUAUGUGACUAUGUCUACACCGUCGCCUGCAGGUUGGGACUAUGUCGUCACGACUUGUAAUGGUCGGGACUGUCCUUAGUCUUGUAUGUGACUAUGUCUACACCGUCACCUGCAGGUUGGGACUAUGUCGACAGCACUUGUACUGGUCGGGACUGUCCUUAGUCUUGUAUGUGACUAUGUCUACACCAUCACCUGUAGGUUGGGACUAUGUCGACAGCACUUGUACUGGUCGGGACUGUCCGUAGUUUUGUAUGUGACUAUGUCUACACCGUCACCUGCAGGUUGGGACUAUGCCGUCACAACUUGUACUGGUCGGGACUGUCCUUAGUCUUGUGUGUGACUAUGUCUACACCGUCACCUGUAGGUUGGGACUGUGUCUGCACUACUUGUACUGGUAUGGACCUUCGGCGGUCUUGAAUGCAACCUUCUGAGUAUGCACCCCACAUGUUGGGUAGCGACUGUGCUCAGUCUUGUGUGUAACUCUAUGUCUGCGCCUCUUGUACUGGUGGGAACUCUCCUCAGUCUGUGACACUACGGAUGUAUGAUAAUGUAUUUUUCCUAUGGUGUGCAAUUGUUAUUUCCCAGUUCAUUUCUUAGGUCACAUCCAAAUGUCUAUAAAGAUACAGCUGGCUGAAUCUUAGAUACCUGUAUUUUUUAAGUCAGAAAACAAUCAUAUUUAUACAUGUUAUAACAUUAGACAAUCAGUUUUAUUCGUAGUCAAUUAUCCGUCCACAAUCAACUGUAUUAUUAUAUUGUAAGUUGUCUAGUCCGAGUUUAUGAACAAGUAAUUGUGUUAGGUGGAUGGGAGGAUGCUUUUUUCAGUUGGGUAAAUUUAGAAGACAGCUUGUGUAUUCUAGGAUGUGUCUUUCAAAUUGCAUCUUCUAAUCCUGAAUGAUUUAUAUACAUCUUACAUAUUUUUGCAACAUGGGACUGGUUCCUUUACAUAAUUUCUAUCAUGUGAAAUUGUAAAAGUUAAUGGCAGUCAUAUGAACGUCUAUAAUA